This is a messenger RNA of Prorocentrum cordatum, 1983 nucleotides long. NCBI's taxonomy places the organism in Eukaryota, Dinophyceae, Prorocentrales, Prorocentraceae. The record is from the annotation of a GenBank genome assembly.
GAGACGCUGCGCGACGACUACAGGCUGCACUGGAUAGCGUGCUCCAAGCUGCUGGACCCGCCACCUCUCAUCACGAUGCCGUUCCUCUUCCCGAACAACCCACAGCCGCACUUCAUCGAGACCCACGCCCCCUCGAUCAAUUUCGCGAAGCUCACGAAUCCAGACAGCCUCGCGUUCUACGUGACUUUCGUGAUGAUGAGGAACCCAGCCACGUACCACAUGCCGCUCCCGACGGGCCAUCACUUAACAGAGCAUUUCAAGCGCCUCAGGAAGCUAGAGUUCGCCGACUCGAAUUACACGAUCUGCGCGCAGCCAGAGGUUCUCUCCCUCCUCGUCUAUUUCGUGACUCCGCUGAAGAUGAAUUUCUGGCAAAACAUCGCGAAUUUCGACCUGCUUCCGACUCCAGCGCUCCUACGGGCCUCGCUCAAGCCGAUCACCAUCCUGGGCUGGGACCCCUUCUCGCUCAAGGGCGAACCAGGCCGACUCGACCUCAUCUCCGACACGUGCCGCAGCUACCAGGCCAUACUCUGUGUCGGCACGAAGAUACGACAACGCACUCCCGACACGCCUCACCACGUGGACGAAUCCCUGCAUCAUCACUGGGUCCACUUCGGAUGGGGCCGCGGCGCCCACACCAACAGCUCUGCGGGCUGCAGCGUAGCUCUUGCCAAGCGCCACUUCCGACGCAGCGACAUUGUCAAGAUUCUCCACCCACCGACACCCGACCUCCGCGGACGAGCUGGAGCAGUUGAAGUACACAGAGGACCACUACGCCUGCGCUUCGUCACUGCCUACUUCCCACCACGCCCCAACGGACCUGGACAGCAUCGAGCUUGGCGCCAUGGAUGUCAACGGCUCUGGUCCUGGGUGCUCACCGCCGUGCGCGACGUCCCGUCUCGUGUCACUCCGAUCCUCUUCACGGACCUCAACCAGGGACUGGGCCGCCGAGCGCGGCAGCCGUUCACAGACACCUCCAUCGGCCCACACCAGGGCGGCGACGAGACGGAGUUCGGCAGGUACGUCCACGACCAGAUGCUCCGCAACGAACUCACGGCCUACAACACGCACGCGGACGUUGGCUACACGUACUAUGGGCCCAAACGAUCCCGCUCGCGCAUCGACUACUUCAUUGGCCCCGACAACGUCACUGAAAUCAUCAAGUACAUCCGCCUCAACUGGAAGAUCCACAGUAUCCUACGGUGCCUCCACCACGCCCCCGACCACAUCCCAAUGGCCAUGCAGCUCAAGGUCCCUGUCAGCAGCGGCUCUCCACUCCAGCACCACAUACCUUGGGACUGGGGCCUCCUCGCAGCGGGACUUCAAGUUGGACACCAGCGUGCCACCUUCAUUCAGGACGUCGCCACCACCAUCGAGUCCCACCGCGAAGCCUUUCGUGUCAUCAAAAUGGACCAAUUCCCCACCAGACACAACGCAUUGCUGGCACACAUCAUCCGCGAGUGCAGCCGCAAGUACUACACCAAGGAGGGCCAACAACCACACUGGUACCAGCAGGCACGCCACGACCGCCUGGACCUGCUCAAGCUCCGAGCACACCACAGAGCGCGACGCCUACCCUUCAACAGCACCGUCCUUCGCGACAUUCAACGUCAAUUACGAGCCCACCAACGAUGGAUGGACUACUGGUGGAAGGCCAGUCUGGACCAGGACAUACGAGACGCAUGGGCAUCACGUGACCUCUCUCGCGCGGCUCACCUCACCUACUUACGCGCGGGCCGCCGCACUGGACCACGACGACGCUCAUGCCUUGCGCUGCCGUCCACGCGCCCCGCAGCCGCUGAGUACACCGCCGCCCUCGGCGAACUGGCUAUCAAUGGAGGCAUGACGGCCACCCCCGCCUACGUCAGCAUGUACAUCGACGACCCCGCUACCAUCCCGCGCAUGCUCGAGCGCGCCAACGACUUGGCACCGGUGGGGGAAUUCACUGGUGCACCCGACACCGCCGACGUCGAGGCCGCCGCUGAG